UGUGGAGGAAGCAAACGAGUAUGGAAAAAGGAAUGAGGGAAGGAUGAAGUGGAAGGUGGUCUUGUUGUCGUGGUUGUUUUGGGGCACCUCUGCCGUGCAACGCCGACCCUCCCGACGUGUUGCGUUCGAGUUCUUUUCGUCGCGUUGGCUUCUGAUGACCUUGAUGCGUUCCGCCGACGUCGCGGGUCCCUCGCGUGCGCCGAUUGGCCUCUCGCUCAGGAAACGUUUCCUUUUAUAGCAAACGCUGCGCCGAGGGGCCACACUUCCGGGUCGUCGGCAUGUAGGAUCACCUGGACGCGCUAACGCCAACCCGUCGAACCUCCACCGAUCCCGCACCGAUCGGCGAAGCAUUGUCUUGAAGGUUUUGUACGCGCGAGAAUGGGCAACUUGAUCAAAGUGCUGAGCAGAGACAUCGACAACAACGCCGGAAACUUCUUCUUGGACUUUGAGAAUGCGGAGGCGUCGAGCUCCGAGAAGGAGGUUUGGGAGAAGGUGAACAAGGUGCUCACGGAGGCUCAGGUGAUCCUGGACGAGCUGCAGGCCUACACGGGAGCAGGCGAGCAGAUCCGACUGGCCAUCCAGAGUCCGGGCGAGAAGGGCGCUCAGGAGAGGGCCUGGUCUGCCGUUCUUCCCCUCGUGGCAAAACUCAAACGUUUCUAUGAGUUCUCCCACAAACUCGAGCGGAGUCUGCACCAGCUGCUGGAGGUCCUGACCGGCUCCGAAGCCUCGCCCACCCAGCAGCUGGAGAACAAACAGGCGCUGGCCAGGCAGUUUGCGCUCAUCCUGCACUUCACGUUGAGAUUUGACGAGCUCAAGAUGACCAUCCCAGCCAUCCAGAAUGACUUCAGUUACUACAGACGCACCAUCAGCCGCAUGCGUAUCAACAACCUGAGUGGCGACGCAGAUGCCGAGGUCAACAACGAGCUGGCCAAUCGUAUGUCCCUGUUCUACGCCAGCGCCACACCCAUGUUGAAGACGCUGAGCGACGCCACCAUCAAGUUCGUCGCCGAUAAUCCCCAAGUCCCCGUCGACAACACCACUGACUGCCUGAGCACCAUGGCCGGCGUCUGCAAAGUCAUGCUGGAAACACCAGAGUACAGAAGUCGUUUCACCAGCGAGGAGACGCUGCUCUUUUGUUUGCGCGUGAUGGUGGGCGUCAUCAUCCUCUAUGACCACGUGCACCCGGCCGGAGCCUUCGUCAAGACCUCCAACAUCGACGUGAAAGGCUGCGUCCGGGUGCUGCGGGAGCAGCCGGCGAGUAGCGUGCGAGCUCUGCUGGAUGCGCUCAGGUACACCACCAAGCAUCUGAACGACGAGGCCACGCCAAAACACAUCAGGAACAUGCUGAGCGUCAAUUGAACAAGAGCGCCCCCUGCUGCUCGUCCUCUGCAUUUCAGCACAACUCCUGAGCUUUCCGGUUUGAUUCCUCCUCCUUUGGUCUUAACGGUUCCUAUUCUACCUCUCCUGUCGCCAUUGUUGCUCACAUGUGGGUGUGACUGGCGCGGGUGGACUUCACUGGAAGCUAAUGUUAGCCUUGGCUAGCAGCCGACGUCAAGAUCAGAGCGACGGUCUCGGACGCGAGGGCCGCCUCAUCCUGCAGCUCGAUUUUUCUUACUCAGUUUUUCAUGUAAAGUUGCGCUUACUUUUCGGCUCCAUAAAGUUUUGUAUGUAC
Messenger RNA from Syngnathus acus (greater pipefish), 1672 nucleotides. Its product is annotated as CYFIP-related Rac1 interactor B-like. Gene Ontology annotation, biological process: positive regulation of T cell activation; regulation of actin filament polymerization. Lineage: Eukaryota; Metazoa; Chordata; Actinopteri; Syngnathiformes; Syngnathidae. The coding region runs from base 379 to 1359 and encodes 326 amino acids. Gene Ontology annotation, molecular function: small GTPase binding. The transcript has 11 exons. The record is from RefSeq and is a predicted model, not a curated record.